Messenger RNA from Heterobilharzia americana, 1850 nucleotides. The record is from the annotation of a GenBank genome assembly. NCBI's taxonomy places the organism in Eukaryota, Metazoa, Platyhelminthes, Trematoda, Strigeidida, Schistosomatidae.
AUGUUCUUUAAAAAACGUGAUAAAGCUAUAGCGAAUCCCAUUGAUCCUUUCUCUUCAGUCGUACACGCAGAGCCUCAUUUACAGUUUUCAUUAAGACCGUGGAAAGGAUUCAAUAAACCUCAGUAUCCCGAAUUGAAUGCCGAUCAGUUCGUUUCUGAAGUUUUUGAUCCUUUCUAUAUCAGCGUGGAAGAAGCAGAGGAAAAGUUUGCUGAGAUGCGAAAGUCCAUUGAAACCAGCAAACCACAAGCUCACAGACUUGCAUCUGAAAUGUACCCUGAAAUUACGUUUCUUGGCACAGCAUCCUCCACUCCAAAUAAAUAUCGAAACAUCAGUUGUAUCCUCAUCCAGUUAGAUCCAGACAGUUACGUGAUGUUGGAUUGCGGGGAAGGUUCCUUAAACCAGUUGCAUACAUUGUACGGUGUGGAAAAAGGAAAUGAAAUAUUGCGCAAAAUUCGGUUCAUACUCAUCACUCAUAUGCAUGGUGAUCAUCAUGGUGGUGUUUUCACUGUGGCUUGGACUCGAUCUAAUCUGCUUAGAGCAGAUGGUGCCGCUGAAUCGGACUGUUUAUUACCUGUAUUAGCCCCACCAGCGUUCUGCUCUUGGCUGACUAACUUUAGUAAACUUUUCAAUUAUGAUCCUAUUAUCGAUCUUUACACGCUGACCAGUGUUUAUAAUGCACCGGCACCGAAAUCUCUGCCUUCGUGGACUUUGAAUACAGAUAACCCUCGGACAAAAGAGUGGUCAAAGCUGAUGAAACAACUUAAUGUUCAUGUUAGACCCGUCAAGGUCCCACAUACACGUUCAUCAUGGGCGUACAUUAUCGACAGUCCUAGCCUUUCAACAGGUUCAGACAAUGUAGAAAUUGGUGAAAACGAUCCACAAGAACGAAAAUGGUCGAUUGUUUAUUCUGGGGAUACACCUUCAUGUCCUGAACUUGUGAAAGCUGGGAAAAAUUGCGAUUUACUAAUACAUGAAGCUACUUUGGUUGACGAACACACAGAUUUAGCGAUUCGAGGAAAUCACAGUACAACAAGUGGAGCUAUUCAAGCUGGACGCAAUAUGAAUGCUUCAUUCAUCUUGCUGAACCACUUUAGCCAGCGUUAUGGACGUCUGCCGCCAAUUGAUGAGUUUAAUCCAAUGUGGCUGCAACUUUUGAUUUCAUGCGCGUAAAAUUUCGUGAUUACCACGCCUAUCGCACUAUAUUCCGUAUUAUCGAUAUGCAUUUGCUAAACACUGGGCCAAUACUAAGGCUAAAACCGAUUCUUACACAUUCGAAAACUUCGGGAAGCCGAUGAAUUGCUUGAAAAUGAGUCUACUACUAGUCCAGUCAACGAUGAAUUAGUGCUGAGUUUGCGAAAGUGGCGAAAAUAAAUGUUGUCGCUGUCAAUUUGAAUGAGAACAAAAUUAGCAUCUAUUUUAGUUCCCCUUUGGAAUAAAAAAAAUCACUGUUGCAAGCGAAAUCAUUUAGCUUUUAUAAAAUAUUGUAUCAUCACCAAACUAGCUUGUUAUUACUAAUAAAAUAAACAAACCACUUUUAAGAUAAUGUUUUAUUCUUAUAACUUCUAAAUACAUCAUUUUUGUGAAAUAAUCUGUCAUUAAUAAUAAACGGUAUGUAUUUCAGACACGAUUUUGUUAACUAAUUUACAAUGGUUUCCUUCUUUAGAUAAUCUCUUUUAGUAUUGUUAAUCUGUAGUAUUUGUACUGAACGAUCAUUGUAGUGCAUAGCGUGGAAAAUAGUCUGAGAAAAAGGUGAAAGUUGUCACUAUUAGUCUGGCAAGCUUGAGGAGUAGUACAAGUGAAAUGAGCAUCGCAUUAAUGUCAAACAGUUGUUAUUAUAUCCCAUCGGAUGG